Molecule: messenger RNA, 1275 nt
Organism: Trichoderma aggressivum f. europaeum
Lineage: Eukaryota; Fungi; Ascomycota; Sordariomycetes; Hypocreales; Hypocreaceae
Exons: 3
Coding region: 1-1275 (424 amino acids)
Source: RefSeq, a predicted model, not a curated record
AUGGCCCGCGGUAACGGAGUUUCUGCGCUCGUCAGGCUGCUAUGGCCGUUGUUUUAUUUCGCACGACUGGCCGGAAGUAUACCAACAAUAAGAGUGCAGUAUCUCCCCCCGAUGCCACUCAAACGAUUUAUCGAGCCUCGAUCAGAUGGAAUGGAUCCCACUCCAGCGAUUUUCCUAGAGCAGAUGGAAAACCCAUCAGAAGUCUUCUCAGUGUUACUAAUUAUUGGUGGUGAUAUUAUCCGAAAGGCAAUCGCCCAGUUGGCAGGCGAAAAAAUUACGUUGGUCUCAUUCAGCUUCGGGUGGGUUGCAUAUGCAUUCAACGCGCUCAUGUCGGCGUUUGGAGACGGUCAACUCAUGCCGGAGCCGGAUUACCCAGCAGUCGUUAUCACUGCCAGCAGUGGCAUUAAAAAAACAAAUAAUUCUUGGGUUCUCGGAAGAUUGAUUAGGGACCUGGAAUUCGAAGUGGAGAAGCAGUUCGAGACUUGGACGGAGCAGGUCAAGGAGGACGGCAAGAUGAUCAACAAACUGACAUCAGAAUCCGACUCGGGAAUGCUGAUAACCGUUUUUGAAGCCGGUGAGAACCCAGGAGUCCAGAAAUGGGACAAGUGCUGGGUCUUGUUCUUCAUCGUGCUGCCGACUCAGUUGGCAAUUGCUGCCGUUCCGGUCAUCACGAAACGGAAUUGGUCAAUACUGUUCCUGACCGUCAUUGGGACAAUCCUGGCCAUCAUCACGGGAUCUCUGCGAGAAUGGAGACUGCAGAAAUAUAGUUGUCGCAAAAACACAUCAGAUACGUAUAUUCUCACGCGGGGAAACGGCCAUCCUCACGUAUUUGUCAUUUGUCCGGGAUCCAACGCUGGACUAUAUCUUCAUGACCUUGCCGGUGCAACCCGAAGAGCCGACCUGAGAACAAGAGUAAACUCGGUGAUACUGGCCAUCCUUUGGUUGGUCUUUCUCAUUACGGCGGGAGGGCUGAAAACAGAUACCUGGUUUCUCCUUGCGGUGGGAGCUGUCGGAAUGGCUCAGAAUAUUCUCGUCGCAGGGUUACCGCGAAAACCAGACGCUACUGGCAUUCCGCUGAAGCAGACAACGCUAAACUUCGGCCGUAGGGAGAAGGAAAAGAAGAGGCCCAAGGUGAUGUCUGUUCUUUUUGAGAUUGAAGAUAAGCUUCCGGGAAUCGGACUUGCCAUUAGGCGAGAGUUUUUCCCUGAUUACGCCCUACGUGAAAGUGAAAUUGAGAGGUGGAAUGAUAUAGAGGCGAAACUGAAACAAAAAUAG